AUCCGCGAAUCGGCUUGGAUUAACUUCAAAUUAGACAAAAGUCGGUGCUUCCUUUGAGCAAAGCCGUUAACGGCGCUCCGUAAAGGAGCAUGUCCGCGGAAGCGACCACGGUGCUGCUGAAGAAGAGGGAGAGGACGCAGAAUUGGAUCCCCGAGGAGAAGAGCGCCUUGUUUACCCUGAUCAAGCACCAUGUGAACGCGAUCGAGAACAAGAAGAUUGACGCGGCCGCGUCCGCGAUGAAGUCCCUCGCCUGGCAACAGAUCUAUUGCGCAUUUCGCGGCAGAUUCUCCGCAGACCGGGACAUUACCAGGAUCAGGGAACAAUGGCGACGGAUGAAGGCGCAGGCGAGGAUGGAGAUGUAUACGUAUGCCGAAAAGGUGCGAACUUUGGGACCGGAAGCGGCCGCCAAGUCCCACCCGUCGAAUCUUUCGAUCGAGGUAUGGCGACUGAUGGAGAGCGUGCGCAAGAACGAUUGCGAGGCCGAUCGUUCGGACGACAGUAGUCAGGAUAAUGAAAAUCCGACAAAUCGGACGGCGUUACACGUCAUCCUGGAUAAAUUGACGUUACCUACGCCGGAGACGUCAGGGCCAGGACACGAGAUUAAGCUCGAGGUCAACAGCGAUACGGAGGACGAGAACAGUCGCGGCGAGCUGUCGCAAAAAUUGUCGAAUGACAGCUUUUUGCCGCAGAAGCGUUCCAGGAUCGCGACGGAGGACGAGCCCGUAGAUCUUGUCGAACAAAAAACUACUUGCUCCGACAGCGUAUCGACAUCCCGUAUUGACGAUGGUACACGGAUGUUUCUUUUUUGUCUAAAUUCUACGCGCGAAAUACAGCAAACGAGUUUGUUCUUCUUUCAAGCUACAGAACGCAACGACGUGAGAAACGAGUUAUCCUCCGCUUCCGUGGGUUGGAACGAUCCGGUCUCGUCCGACAAGGACAAAUCGGUGCAGAGAGCCACGUGGAUCUUCAAGUCCACGCAACGCGAGCACGAGAUCAAGUUGCGGAUGUUGCACAUCGAGCUGGAACGUGCGGAGUUGCAAAAACAGACAGCCAUUAACGAAUUGAAAACAUCCGAGAUCAAGAAGCAGUUGAUGGAAGAUCAAGCCGCCGAAUAUUAUAGGUCGAUUCGUUUGGCUCAACAUUCUUAUUGAUGUAUUGUC
This is a messenger RNA of Camponotus floridanus (Florida carpenter ant), 1160 nucleotides long. RefSeq lists its product as uncharacterized. The record is from RefSeq and is a predicted model, not a curated record. The coding region runs from base 90 to 1151 and encodes 353 amino acids. Lineage: Eukaryota; Metazoa; Arthropoda; Insecta; Hymenoptera; Formicidae. The transcript has 3 exons.